Messenger RNA from Ruditapes philippinarum (Manila clam), 987 nucleotides. RefSeq lists its product as uncharacterized. The coding region runs from base 107 to 544 and encodes 145 amino acids. The transcript has 5 exons. NCBI's taxonomy places the organism in Eukaryota, Metazoa, Mollusca, Bivalvia, Venerida, Veneridae. The record is from RefSeq and is a predicted model, not a curated record.
AGAGUGUAAGUGAUAGGCACAGGACGAUUGUAAUUGUUAAAGUGUGUUUAUCAUUGGUCAUUAUUACGCUGACAAUACACUGACAAUAUCACACGCAGGAUUAUUCAUGGAGAUCUCACUGAAAUAUUCACAUUGGAUAACUUUGUUAUCGUUCGUUUGCUUGUGCGUCCGUCUGAGCGUUUGCCAAGCCCCGCCAUCGCCUUCACAGAAUUCACAGAACAACUCUAACCAACCAAGUGCUUGCGGAAACUGCAGGCCGGCUUGGAUCACCCAAUUAGAUGGCUUUAAAUCUAUUAUAAUUCUGAGCAAUAGAAUGAAAAGUAUCUGUAAAUUUGCAUUAGACAAAAACGUGGUGAAUGUGUGUAGAAAUAACAACUGUAAUCACAUGGGUGGAGCAAAUUUCUGUUGCUGUCCAAUGGAAAAAUUAUCCUUAGUAAAUGAGUGCUUCAGCAAGACUACAACAACCGCCUGUGUACCAAAUGAUAUCAAACGUUGGCAAGAUGGAUUUCAACAGGCUUUCUUCGGUGGGCCUCAGAACGGUUGAUUGGUUUUAAACAUUCAUCCUGGUCACCGGAAAGCUUUACCAAACCAAACGCCCAAUGACUUCAGUGAUAAUCUCCCUUUGCAAGAUAUGCUUACAUACAAUUUUUAAUCGUCGCAAUGCCGGACAGCUCUCUCGAGAUAAAAUGAAAUAUCUUCAACGUUAAGAAACAUUAUUUUGAUUGAGCAAUGAAAGGUUGUUGGCUUCUUGCUUAUUUACACAUCAUUUACAUAUCAUUAACAUAUCAUUUGCAUAUAAUUUUACAUUGUUAACAUUUUUUACGCAUUCAUAGCGUAAAAUAAUAUUUCUUAACUUGAAUUCGUGCGACAAAAUCGUUCUGUCUUUCUAGUAAUUUGUAUUAUAUUAUUGUUGUGUAUGAUGCUUUAUGCAGGUUUUAAUGCGAAAUUACAAUGUAAUAAAUAAAACCUUUGCUUAAAUUUAUAAAA